GUCUUGCAGUCAGCCAAUGUCUUCAGAGAUGCGAACAAGAAGAAGGUUGCCUUGGUGUCAUCUAUGGGCAGGUGGAAGGCCCACGUCGUGUGGAGCUGCGCUGUUUCUUGGCUGGGGUCGGCGAGGAUGACGUGCUGAUGGAGUAUUCAUGCAGCUCUCCCGGCUGUGUCUCGAGGGUCUCCAGCAGGGCUUUGCUCGAGCUAAGUCAAACUUUGCAGUGUUGGCAGAAGCGCUGGCAGCGGUGUGAGGAUCCAGGGGAGCCACCUGUGGAGGAAGAUCGGGAAAGUGAAGAGCGCUUGGCCAGCAUACUGUCGGAGCUGCGGUCCAAGCUGAAAUCGCUCCCCGCGAUGAGUUCCACCGCGCGAGGAGUUUUCAGGCUCCACUUCCGGCACGUUUUGGUGAUUCUGGGCGGUGUUUGCCGACUGCUGGGGCGCGCCGCCGACCAAGCGGAUGCGACCGUCCAGCGCUGCUUACACGCCGCCCAAGCCACCUUAGAGGGUCCCACGGGCGGUGGCGCGUGGAUCCUCCUCGUGCCGAUCGGGCUGGGCCUGCUUGGCCAGCAUCUGCGCAGCUGCUUCGUGCAGCGGUGGGAGAAGUUGCAAGAGUUGAAAGCUGCAGAGAAGGUGAGCUACGCUGACCUGGUGUUCCCAGACUGCCACGACUUCGUGACGUCAGGCCCACACCCGGUGCCCAUGCUGGUCUCCUCAGGCCUGAUGCCCGAGAGCCCGGACAGUCCCCAGGUCUGUGAGAUGUUAGAGCUUCCUCCGGCGCGAGGUCGAACGGAAGCCCGACGGCGUGCCAUGACACCUCCAAGGCCGCGGAGCCUCCUGCCAGUCUUUAAGGCGAGGCAUGAGGAUGAUCACAGCAGUGACCCAGAGCAGGAGGUUCCGCCGCACGUCAGCCAUUGGCGAGAGCUGGAAAAGAUCAAGAAGGCCGACCGGCCCAAAGUCCGCGCCAAGGACGAAGCCCUCAUCGAGCGCCCAAAGCAGCGAGCCGCGCAGCCGCAUCCGUCGCUCGAGCUGCUCCGCGGCGUGGUGGCCCGCCUCUACUACUCUCAGAUUACGGCCGGGCUGUACCUGGCCACCAUGGUGCUCGCGGCACUGCUCUUGUGCAUCACCUUGGGCAUGGAAACCCCGCUGCGCGACGCGCCAAGAGCUUUGCUGUUUUUGGAGGGCAUCAUCACCUUGUCCUUGGUGGUGGAGGUGAUUCUCCGUGCCAUCGUACAAGGCCGAAACUACUUGAAGUCUUGGUGGAACGCGGUGGAUGGCAGCCUUGCCGUGCUCAGCUCCGGUCUUUUCUUCUUUGCAGCCCCAAGGGCUGCCGGAGAGGCGCAGAAGGAGGAUGUCGAGCUCAGUCAGUCACUGGUCAUGGCGCGCGUGAUCUUUCAGUUCGUGCGGGUCUUGCGAAUCGCCUCCCUUGCCCGGCGCGCCAGCACCGCGCGCGGGCCCGACGUGUCCUUCGCCAACGUGACUGAAAUGUUGGAAUUUACCGACCUGGAGGACUUCGACUUUACGCUCCUCAAGCAGGAGAUCCAAGAUCAACAUCGCAAAGAUGACUUUGGCCUCUGA
Durusdinium trenchii is the source of this 1568-nucleotide messenger RNA. Lineage: Eukaryota; Dinophyceae; Suessiales; Symbiodiniaceae. The record is from the annotation of a GenBank genome assembly.